Messenger RNA from Apis cerana (Asiatic honeybee), 2893 nucleotides. RefSeq lists its product as uncharacterized. Lineage: Eukaryota; Metazoa; Arthropoda; Insecta; Hymenoptera; Apidae. The record is from RefSeq and is a predicted model, not a curated record.
GUGAAAGUUCAUACAGACAGUUUACUUCGAGAAACAGUUUUGCGAAGUUUUUGAAAGUGUACUUGUAUUUUUUUUCUUAAACAGAGAAAAAUUACAUAGACAUCAUUGUUAACUUCUUAUGAUUUAAUUUAUUUAAAUCAACGUAUUAUAGUUAACUUUUCUUUAAUUUGAGAGUCAAAGAAUUAAUUAAUUUUUCUGAUUAAAGUAAAUAGAAAAAAAAGAAAAAAAAUAAUAUGCCGGCUGACGUAGCAAUGCAUACUAGUUUCCUGCAAUUCAAUCAAUCGAGUCUGAAAGAUUCAAAUGUGGAUUCUUGUUGGAAUACUGAAAAUAUGAGCGGUUAUAUGACCUUAGUGGGGCCAAACGGUCAUCGCCAAGGUGUACAAGUGAAGGUUUAUCGGACGAGUGUUGAGCAUUUCGCCGUAAUUUAUCCACAAAAAAAAGUGUGCAGACCUUUAGGCGUAUUAAAUUUGAGAAAUACAAUGAUCGAACGUUAUGGGGAAGAAGGUUUUUUAGUUAGGCAAAAAGGUUUCGAUUCGCCUAUUGCAUUAACUUUUCUUAUGGAGAAUAAAAAAGAACUUGAUUACUGGAUAAUGGCUUUUACUGUGAGAACGAGUCCAUUGAUGCAUCAGAGCAGUUUGCCAAUUGUUGAAGAAGAAGAGAUCUAAAAAUGUCUUUCAAAAGUUGUUAUAUUGAUUAAUCCUUUUUCAUAUGUUAGAAGAAAAGUUCAACAAAAAGAAGAGUAUCAAUCCUUAUACUCAAUUGCUGUGCUUCCUCGACCUAAUAUAUCCAAUUUCCGUGUAAUUUCAUCCUGUGUAAUUUGGGAAGAAUUUUAAUUCUUUUAUAUUAAAAGAGUCGCUCUAGAACUCUGAUUCUAGAAAUGUCCAAUUAUUGUUGAUAGAAAGUGGAUUUUAUUAAUUCUAGAAGUAUCUAGCUAUACAAUACGAAGAUAGGUCAUGAACCGACUUACUCCAAAUCUAUAUUGAAACAAAAAAAAUUGUAGCGCGAGGCCAUGUUGUCACUAGGCUCUAACAAUUGCAGCAUCAUUGAUCCUAGCCAGCUGCGACCAAUCAUAGCUUUCCUUUUAGCCGGCGUACUGCGAAAGAUGAAAGGAGAUAGGAUGAAUAUGAAGAAAAAUCAAUCUUUGCAAAACAAAAAAACAAGAAAGAUAAAGAUGAAAGAAAAAAAAUCAGAGGAAGUGAAAAAGGAGGAAUCGGUAAAGAAAAAGAAGGAAAGAUUCUCUUAUGAAUAUAAAAUUAUUUACGUGAUUUAAUUUGUACAUUGGUGUAAUUCCUUUUCUCUUUUUUAUGUGAAAAUAACCGUUAACUUUGACCUGACAACUACGAUUAUGUUUUACUGAUCACCGGUUAAGAAAAAAGUUUUAAAUGAUUUGUUCGAGUAAAAAAAAUAUAGCAGAAUAAGUUUUAAAUUAAAUUUUUCUAAAUAUUGAAUCUUUUAAAUGAAAUGAAAAAUAUAUAUAAUCAAUGAAUUGUCAUUAUUAUUUUUAUUUAAUCUUUUUUUUGUUCUUUUUUUUUAUUCUUUAUGAGAUUAUUUUUUAUUGUUUUAUUUUUUAUUCUUUAUAAAGAUUCAUUCAGGAAAUAUCACUACCAAACAUGUUACGAUGAUUUUAUUGAUUAUUAAUGUGAUUAAAAUUAAAAUAAUGUAUUUACAAGUUAUUGUCUAGCCACAAUACAAAAUGAAUUAUAUGAAUGACUGAUCGAGCUGCCAAUUAAUACAUAUCAGUUAAUAUUUUUAUUUAUUAUUAUCAUGAACAUCUAGAUAAAAUCGAAAUAAUUUGUUCGUUUUUUUUUCAAAUAUAUAUUUAUAUAUUAUUAUUGAUUCUCAAUUUCAAUUAAAAUGUUGAAAUGUUAUAAUUAAUAUAAUUUUAACAAUUAUAUUAAUUAACAAUUUUAAUAGCAGUUAAUUUUCUAAUUUAUAAAUAAUGUGAUAAUAUUUUACAUGAUUGCAUAAUGAAUGAUACUGUAUAUAUAAAUAAUACGAAUAUCUAAUAUGAUUAAUAAAUAACUAUUAGAUUAUAUCAGAAUAUAUAAAAUAAUAUGAGAAUUUGCGUGUUCAUUUUUAACUUAUUACAAUCAAAUCAAGAAUUAUCGACUUGUAAAUUAAAAUGCUGAAAUGAAUAUUGAUGAAAUGGUUACAAAUUUGAUUUUUUAAAUAUUUUUUUAAUAAUAUAUAUUUCUAUAUUUGUAUAAUUUAUUUGCAUCUUGAUAUACAGAGACAAAAAUAAAAAAAAUUGUUAAAAAAUUAUUUUAUAUUUUUCGUUGAAUUUAAUAAUAUUGUUUUCAUGCAUAUAAUUUAAAUUAUUAAUUUUCUAUUAGGAAUUCGAACUAAAUAUAUAAUAAAAAUUUACUUUUUCCGUAAUAUAUAAAAUCAUAUAUUGUCAAGAAAAUGUCAAAUAUAUUAUAUAUAAUAUAUAUAUAUAUAUACGUAAAGAAUUAUAAUCGUUGCUGCAAAAUGUCCAAAGAUUUACUUUUUCCGUAAUAUAUAAAAUCAUAUAUUGUCAAGAAAAUGUCAAAUAUAUUAUAUAUAAUAUAUAUAUAUAAUAUAUAUAUAUAUAUAUAUAUAUAUAUAUACGUAAAGAAUUAUAAUCGUUGCUGCAAAAUGUCCAAAGAUAUUUAUUAUUUUUUUUGUAUACAUUACUUUCAAAAAUAUCUAUAAGCCCAGAUAUAUGUUUCGUUCGAUAUGACAAAAAUCAUGAAGCAUUUUUGUAAUUGAUAUUAUCUUGAAUUAUUGAUGAUAUCAUUUCGUGAUAUUUUUAAGACUGUCUGUGAUAUUACGUAGACGAUGAAAUCAUAGUUACAAUAGGCUUCAAAACAGUAUGUAUAUUACGCUGUAGCAAUCCAUGCACAAUAAAAAUAAAAAAUUCUCGAAAAAUUUA